ACGCCCCGACCGCUUCCCCUCCCCUCUUGUCCCGGGGCCCUGGCACGAACGGACGGCCGGCAUGGCACGGCCCCCGCGAUCCCCGGCGGCCGCUCCUCCUCCGGGGGGGCCUUUAAACCCCCCGGGGCGCCAUCGGUCCUCCUAUUUUAGGACUAGCGGGAGCGCCACUUGGUAGCCCUUUCUUCGAUCGCCGACCAUGUCCCUCCUCCGCCUCUUGCUCUUCUUCUUCUUCUUCCUCGCUGCCGGCGGCGGCGGCAAUGGCGGGAUUGGGAAAUGCGAGGCGUACGGGCUGACCAAGGAAGGCACGGCGAUCACGUUCGACCGGCGGUCGCUGAUGGUGGACGGGCGGCGGGACCUCUUCUUCUCCGGGUCCAUCCACUACCCGCGCUCGCCGCCGCACAUGUGGCCCGACCUCAUCGCCCGCGCCAAGGAAGGCGGCCUCAACGUCAUCGAGUCCUACGUCUUCUGGAACGGACACGAGCCAGAGAUGGGCGUCUACAACUUCGAGGGGCGGUACGACAUGAUCAAGUUCUUCAAGCUGGUGCAGGAGCACGAGAUGUUCGCCAUGGUCCGCAUCGGCCCCUUCGUCCAGGCCGAAUGGAACCAUGGAGGCCUGCCUUACUGGCUCCGGGAGGUCCCCGACAUCAUCUUCCGCACCAACAACGAGCCCUUCAAGAAGCACAUGCAGAAAUUCGUGACUAUGAUAGUCAACAAGCUCAAGGACGCCAAGCUCUUCGCGUCGCAGGGAGGCCCCAUCAUUCUAGCACAGAUUGAGAACGAGUACCAGCAUCUUGAAGCGGCUUUCAAGGAGAACGGCACCACCUACAUCCAUUGGGCGGCCAAGAUGGCCUCCGACCUCAACAUCGGCGUGCCGUGGAUCAUGUGCAAGCAGACCAAAGCUCCUGGUGAAGUGAUCCCUACCUGCAACGGUAGGCACUGUGGAGAUACAUGGCCAGGUCCAACUGACAAAAACAAGCCCCUCUUAUGGACUGAGAACUGGACUGCACAGUACAGAGUAUUCGGCGAUCCGCCAUCCCAGAGAUCGGCCGAGGACAUUGCCUUCGCCGUGGCGCGCUUUUACUCCGUCGGCGGCACUAUGGUUAACUACUACAUGUACCACGGAGGAACAAACUUUGGAAGGACCGGCGCUUCCUUCGUGAUGCCGCGAUACUACGACGAGGCGCCCCUCGACGAAUUCGGGUUGUACAAGGAGCCAAAAUGGGGACAUCUGAGGGACCUGCACCACGCUCUUCGUCUCUGCAAGAAGGCGAUCCUAUGGGGGAACCCAUCAAACCAGCCAUUGGGGAAGCUCUACGAGGCCCGGCUGUUCGAGAUCCCGGAGCAGAAGAUAUGCGUGGCCUUCCUCUCCAACCACAACACCAAGGAGGACGGCACGGUCACCUUCCGCGGCCAGCAGUAUUUCGUGCCGCGGCGGUCCGUGAGCAUCCUCGCCGACUGCAAGACCGUCGUCUUCAGCACGCAGCACGUCAACUCGCAGCACAACCAGCGGACCUUCCAUUUCUCAGACCAGACCGUGCAGGGCAAUGUCUGGGAGAUGUACACGGAGAGCGACAAGGUGCCCACCUACAAGUUCACCAACAUCCGUACCCAGAAGCCCCUUGAAGCUUAUAACUUGACGAAGGACAAGACGGACUAUGUCUGGUACACCACCAGCUUCAAGCUUGAGGCCGAGGACUUGCCGUUCAGGAAGGACAUCUGGCCGGUGUUGGAGGUGAGCAGCCAUGGGCAUGCCAUGGUGGCGUUUGUGAACGGGAAGUAUGUCGGCGCCGGCCACGGCACCAAGAUCAACAAGGCGUUCACGAUGGAGAAGCCGAUCGAGGUCCGGACCGGGAUCAACCACGUGUCGAUCCUGUCGACGACGCUCGGGAUGCAGGACAGCGGCGUGUACCUCGAGCACCGACAAGCCGGCAUCGACGGCGUCACGAUCCAGGGGCUCAACACCGGCACGCUCGACCUCACCAGCAAUGGCUGGGGCCACCUCGUCGGGCUCGAGGGAGAGCGGCGGAACGCGCACACCGAGAAAGGCGGCGACGGCGUGCAGUGGGUGCCCGCCGUGUUUGACCGCCCGUUGACCUGGUACCGGCGCCGCUUCGACAUUCCGACGGGCGACGACCCGGUGGUGAUCGACAUGAGCCCCAUGGGGAAAGGCGUGCUGUACGUGAACGGUGAAGGCCUCGGCCGGUACUGGAGCUCGUACAAGCACGCGCUGGGCCGGCCUUCGCAGUACCUCUACCAUGUCCCCCGGUGCUUCCUCAAGCCGACGGGGAACGUGAUGACCAUCUUCGAGGAAGAAGGCGGCGGGCAGCCGGACGGGAUCAUGAUCCUGACCGUGAAGCGUGACAACAUCUGCAGCUUCAUCUCGGAGAAGAACCCGGCGCACGUCAAGUCGUGGGAGCGGAAGGACAGCCACCUGAAGUCGGUCGCCGACGCCGACCUGAAGCCGCAGGCCGUGCUGUCGUGCCCGGAGAAGAAGCUCAUCCAGCAGGUGGUGUUCGCCAGCUACGGGAACCCGCUGGGGAUCUGCGGGAACUACACCGUGGGGAACUGCCACGCGCCGAAAGCCAAGGAGAUCGUCGAGAAGGCCUGCGUGGGGAAGAAGAGCUGCGUGCUGCAGGUCUCGCACGAGGUCUACGGCGCCGACCUGAACUGCCCCGGGAGCACGGGCACGCUCGCCGUCCAGGCCAAGUGCUCCAAGAGGCAGAAGGCCGCUGACCAAUAA
Molecule: messenger RNA, 2740 nt
Organism: Brachypodium distachyon (stiff brome)
Lineage: Eukaryota; Viridiplantae; Streptophyta; Magnoliopsida; Poales; Poaceae
Product: beta-galactosidase 11
Exons: 9
Coding region: 197-2740 (847 amino acids)
Biological process (GO): carbohydrate metabolic process
Cellular component (GO): vacuole; cell wall
Molecular function (GO): beta-galactosidase activity; carbohydrate binding
Source: RefSeq, a predicted model, not a curated record